CUUCAAGAACACCCAGGAGUGCCCUACCAGAGGAUCGCAGUUGUAACUCAGAGCCAGGCCCUGUAACACUUUAACAGUCAUCAUAGGAUAUUAGGGGCUCAUUGGAUACGUCAUUUUGACUGUUUAUACCCAGUUAACAGCACUCUUUAAUGAUGAGAAGCACUCUUUAACUUAAUUGUCUGUUUGGUGUGUUACGACAGCUGAUUGCCUGUCACUGAUGUGUUUUUGUGCAGUUGCAACAUCAUGCCAGUAGAUGGGAGAGAGAACCCGGCGCCCUCAUCCCUAUCCAGCCCAACCAAUGCUGCCCUGAUGCUGGGAGAGACAGAGGAUGAUGGGGUCAGCAGAAGCUCAGCGGUAUGCACCAUCCCUGCAAAGAGUGAGGGGUCUGAGGCUGCCACGGCCUCCCCAGCCAACACCGAACCUGGGGAGGGUAGCAGUGGGAGCAAGAGGCCCGGAGCCCUGGUGCAGAUCGACCGGCAGCGAAUCCAAGCAGCGUCUGCCAGUUCAGGAGCAGCUGAGUUGCAGGUUCUUGGCGUUGCUGUAUAUGACCAGGAUAUUCUGGAGCAGGGUGUGCUGCAGCAGGUGGACCAGGCUAUCCAAGAGGCGAGCCAGGCAGCUGCCAAGGCCGAGGCAGAAAAGGAGUACCAGUCUGUGCUGGAUGAUGUCAGGUCUGUUACAGCAGCUCUUAAACAUAUAAACAAGAUUAUAGAGCAGCUGACCCCUUACGCUACCUCCAGCAAAGACAUCGGCAGGAAGAUUGAGUCUGUUAAGCGACAGAAAGAGAACAAGGAGAAGCAGCUGAAGAAAAUCAGGGCCAAACAACGGAGGCUUCAGGCAGUUCUUGGUGGAGAGGACGCCCUGAGGGUGGAGGCUGAGCUACUAGCAGAGGAUGACGGGGUGGCAGAGCCUGAGCCGUCCACACUGGGCAGCAUGCUCAUGCCAGCGCAGGAAACGGAGUGGGAGGAGCUUAUCCGGACAGGUCAAAUGACUCCAUUUGGAACAAUGAUCCCUGUGAAGGAGGAAAGGAAGGAGCCUCGAAAAGUGAUGCUGGCUGAGAACUCCGCCUUCGACCAGUACUUGGCUGACCAAGCCAAGUUGGCUACAGAUAGGAAGAGACCCACGCCUCUAAAGCGGCGGAAGGGCACCGGGAUCAGUCCUGAUGGGGAGGCUAAGAAGAGAAGUAAUAAAGUGGCAGUGUCCUCCAAGGAUAGAAAGCUGCAGAAACGCUUGAGAAAGCUCCAGAUAACUGCCCUGAGAGCCCACCCUAAGGCUCGGCCCAAGCCUGAGCCGCAGCUCCCUCAGGCCAGGAAGAAGAGACACCACGCCGAUGGAGACGAGACAGACAGCGAGGGGUUAGAGUAUCUGCCCAGUGAUGAGGGUUUCGAUCCUGUCAAAGAAGAAAGGGAAGACCUGGAAGAGGGAUUUGGAGUGGAUGAUGAUGAUGAAGAGUACGAGUUAAAGGCUUACAAGAGAAUGAGUGAGGGAAAAAGGAGGAAGAAGGUGAAGGUAAAGGAGGAGAGUGAAGAGGAGUACUGCCCGGACAGUUCGGAGGAAGAGGAGGGUCCUGAGAAGAGGGGAAAAGGAAAGAAAUGCAAAGAUGACGGCGAUGUGGAGUUCUACAGACAGCGAAUCAGGAGGUGGAAGAAGCAGCGUCUCCGAGAAAGGCAGGAAAAGAGAGAAAGGGGUGAGGAGGAGACCGACGACAGCGACGCGGAGUUCGAUGAGGGGUUCAAAAUGCCUGGUUUCCUCUGGAAGAAACUUUUCAAGUACCAGCAGACAGGUGUGCGGUGGAUGUGGGAACUCCACUGUCAGCAGGCGGGCGGCAUCCUGGGAGAUGAGAUGGGAUUGGGUAAAACCAUCCAGGUCAUCGGCUUUCUGGCCGGACUGAGCUACAGCAAACUGAGGACGCGAGGGUGCAACUACAGGUACACUGGGCUCGGACCUACAGUCAUCGUGUGCCCAGCUACAGUCAUGCACCAGUGGGUGAAGGAGUUCCACGUUUGGUGGCCUCUAUUCCGAGUGGCCAUUCUGCAUGAGACCGGCUCUUUCACAAGCCACAAGGAGAAGCUGAUUCCUGAGAUAGUAGCAUGUCAUGGCAUCCUGAUUACCUCAUACUCAGCCGUGAGGAUAAUGCAGGACACCCUGCAACGCUAUGACUGGCACUAUGUCAUACUGGACGAGGGCCACAAGAUCAGGAACCCAAACGCUGGAGUUACUGUUGCAUGCAAACAGUUCCGAACCCCCCACAGGUUCAUCCUGUCCGGCUCGCCCAUGCAGAACAACCUGAAGGAGCUGUGGUCCCUGUUCGACUUUGUUUUCCCCGGCAAACUCGGCACUCUUCCCGUUUUCAUGGAGCAGUUCUCCGUGCCCAUAACCAUGGGAGGUUACAGCAACGCUUCACCUGUGCAGGUGCAGACAGCGUACAAGUGUGCCUGCGUGCUGAGGGACGCCAUAAACCCUUACUUGCUCAGGCGGAUGAAGGCGGAUGUCAAGGCCAACCUCUCCUUGCCUGACAAAAACGAGCAGGUUCUGUUUUGCAGGUUAACAGAGGAGCAGCAUCAGGUGUAUCAGAGCUUCUUGGAUUCCAAAGAGGUCUACCAGAUACUGAACGGGGAUAUGCACGUUUUCUCUGGUUUGAUAGCACUGCGGAAGAUCUGUAACCACCCGGACCUGUUCUCGGGCGGGCCCCGGCUCCUGAGGGGUAUCCCAGAGGACCAGCUCACUGAGGAGGAGCACUUUGGCUUCUGGAAACGCUCGGGCAAGCUGAUUGUGGUGGAGUCCCUGCUGCGUCUCUGGUUCAGGCAAGGCCAGAGAGUGCUGCUCUUCACCCAGUCCAGACAGAUGUUGGAGAUCUUGGAGGUUUUUGUCAGGGAGAACAACUACUCCUACCUGAAAAUGGACGGCACCACGACCAUCGCCUCCCGACAGCCUCUCAUCGCUCGCUUCAAUGAGGAUGAGUCGAUUUUCAUCUUUCUGUUGACCACCAGAGUGGGAGGUCUAGGAGUCAACCUCACUGGAGCCAACAGAGUCAUAAUCUAUGACCCAGACUGGAACCCGAGCACUGACACCCAGGCGAGAGAGCGAGCAUGGAGGAUCGGUCAGAAGCAGCAAGUGACGGUCUACAGACUGCUGACAGCAGGGACCAUAGAGGAGAAAAUCUACCACAGGCAAAUCUUCAAGCAGUUUCUGACCAACCGUGUUCUGAAGGACCCCAAACAAAGGCGCUUCUUCAAGUCCAAUGACGUCUAUGAGCUCUUCACUCUCUCCAACCCAGAUGGAACUCAGGGGACCGAGACCAGUGCCAUAUUUGCAGGUACGGGGUCUGAUGUUCGUGUUCCCAAGAAACCAGCGAGGCUAAGGUCAUCACACAGGUCAAAACACUCCAGCAGUAACCGUAAGCACUCUUCAGCCAACCAGAACGCUGCUCCUGAAGACAGCAACCCCUCCCAACCCGACACUUGUGCAACGAGAGACGGGGAGGGAAAUUCCUCACUUAGUGAAAACUCUCAGGGUACACCAAACGGCUUUCAUGAUGGUCAAAUUACAGAUCAGAACGAGUUACACGUGGACUUGGGUACACGGCAUAUAGGAGAGCAACACGGAGACCGGGUCAGAGCCAGCCCCGAACAAACAGCCAAACGCUCCGACUCCCCCGGUCAGCAAGGGCACGGAAAUGGAGCCUCCGCCCUCAGCAGCCCUCAGAAACACAGGAAGAAGAAGAAGCACUGUGGCUCGGAAAACACGGACGGAGGCAAACGAAGGACACACGACCAUUCCCAGAACGCUCGAUUUGAGGGCCAGCGCAUCUCCCAUUUGGUUAAGAGGAGGACCUAUAAGAAAGAGGAGAGCGACGAUGGGAAGGACAAAGAGGAUGAAAAGAAAAGCGAUGAUUAUGUGCUGGCCAAGCUCUUCAAGAAAUCUGGUAUCCAUAGUGUGAUGCAGCACGAUAGUAUCAUUGAGGCCUCCAACCCGGACUAUGUUUUGGUAGAAGCGGAGGCCAACCGGGUGGCCAAAGACGCCCUGAAAGCCCUCAAAACGUCUCGCCAGCAGGUCAGGCUGCCGUACAAUAGACCUCCUCCCCCGCCUGACAGGAAACGGUUUGGCCAAAAGAAAAACUCUCUUUUUUCUGCCCCUUCUGCUUCGCCCACCUCCACCACAAACAAGUGCAAGGACGCUGCUAUUAUCAAGAAAUCCAUUUCCAGGAAGCCUGGUUCGGGGACUCAUUUCAGCGGCGAGGGCUCCGAGGAAGGAGACUCGCUGUCCUCGUCCUCUCUGCUGGCCAGAAUGAGAGCCCGCAAUCAUCUCAGCCUGCCCGCCAGCCGAGGGGAGGAUGAAGAAGAGGAGGGCGGAGCUGGAGGAUCCGGCGGCCCCCCAAUACCCCAAACCGAACACGAUGAACUGCUGGUGGACCUGCGCAACUUCGUGGCCUUCCAGGCCCACGUGGACGGACAGGCCAGCACCCAGGAGGUGCUGGAAUACUUCACACCCAGACUGACCAAGGAACAGGCCCCCGUCUUCAGAGAGCUGCUCAGGAGCAUCUGUGACUUCCACAGGACCUCUGGACAGGAGGGCAUAUGGAGGCUGAAAGAGAGCUUUCGCUGAGCGGAUG
Lampris incognitus (smalleye Pacific opah) is the source of this 4609-nucleotide messenger RNA. It is a transcript of the gene ercc6, whose product is annotated as excision repair cross-complementation group 6. The record is from RefSeq and is a predicted model, not a curated record. Gene Ontology annotation, cellular component: nucleus. Gene Ontology annotation, biological process: transcription-coupled nucleotide-excision repair. Gene Ontology annotation, molecular function: ATP binding; ATP-dependent chromatin remodeler activity. Lineage: Eukaryota; Metazoa; Chordata; Actinopteri; Lampriformes; Lampridae. The transcript is spliced from 21 exons. The coding region runs from base 244 to 4602 and encodes 1452 amino acids.